AUGACCACCUCAAACAAUCCCAUAACCCAACGCUUCCAAUACGACCCCCAGAAAAUCGAACACAUAUCCACCCGCCCCCAAAAGCCCAUCGAGAUCGUCGACCCCAACCCCACCUGGCCGGCCACCUUCACGCAAGUCUCCCAACGUAUCCGCUCCGCCCUAGAACCAGAAGAAGCUAAAGACUCUGACCCCUUCCUCCUAUCCAUCGAACACGUCGGGUCAACCAGCGUCCCAGGCCUCCCUGCCAAGGACAUCAUCGAUAUCGACCUCCUUGUGGUGGACCCCGCCGCCGAGCACCGCUACAUCCCCGCGCUGGAGGCCGCGGGGUUCCAGUUCCUGCUUCGCGAGGAGGAAUGGCAUCGGCAUCGUUUCCUUGGGCUUGAAACCCCCUACGUGAAUUUGCAUGUGUUUGGGCCUGAGAGUCUCGAGGCGAUCAGGCAUCGGCUGUUUCGGGAUUGGUUGAGGACGCAUCCAGAGGAUCGGGAUCGGUAUGCGAGUGUGAAGAGGGAAGCGGCUACGGAGAGUCGGAAGAUGGGGGAGACGACUAUGCAGUAUACGGAUCGGAAGGACACAGUGAUACAGGAGAUAUUGAGGAAAGUGUAUGAGGCGAAUGGUAUGUUGGAGUAA
Aspergillus affinis is the source of this 627-nucleotide messenger RNA. Its product is annotated as GrpB family protein. The record is from RefSeq and is a predicted model, not a curated record. The transcript has a single exon. NCBI's taxonomy places the organism in Eukaryota, Fungi, Ascomycota, Eurotiomycetes, Eurotiales, Aspergillaceae. The coding region runs from base 1 to 627 and encodes 208 amino acids.